This is a messenger RNA of Leguminivora glycinivorella, 1075 nucleotides long. RefSeq lists its product as uncharacterized. Gene Ontology annotation, cellular component: transcription regulator complex; nucleus. Gene Ontology annotation, biological process: regulation of transcription by RNA polymerase II. The coding region runs from base 230 to 946 and encodes 238 amino acids. The record is from RefSeq and is a predicted model, not a curated record. NCBI's taxonomy places the organism in Eukaryota, Metazoa, Arthropoda, Insecta, Lepidoptera, Tortricidae. The transcript is spliced from 2 exons. Gene Ontology annotation, molecular function: DNA binding.
AAAUUAUUAAAAAUGCGUCCAACACCUAACGCUACUGCAUUUUCCGAUUCAGUGACAAUACUCCAACUAUUCAUGCCGACAACCAACGAAGUGCAGCACAAACACGAACUUAUCAAUUUCAUUCAAAACCCUAUUUGCGACGUUGCCAGCUCGCCGGCUCGACGGCGCGACCGCGCAGCGGGCCAGUCGCGAGACGCGCGCGGUACGCAAGCCACGCAGCGCAACCGCUAUGUCGUAUUGCCUCGACGUCGAGUCGUUCAUAAACGAAGUGAAGAAACACCCGGAGAUAUGGGACAUUUCGCACGAAGACAACCGUCACAAGUCGAGGAAAAAUCGAGCGUGGGGCGAAGUCGCUCGAUUGUUUAUUGAGGAGUUUGAUGAGAUGUCAGAGGGAGACAAAAACGAUGUUUACAGAAAACUACACGGCAAAUGGCGGAACAUUCGAGACUCCUUCGUACGCAACAUGAAGAAACCCGAUGGCAAGAAGGGCUACAUGUACGCUAAACAACUAUCCUUUCUCAACGCAGUUUACAAAGGCUCCGGCAGCGAAGCGGAGGAAAAUGAUUCCAAUUCGAAUCAGUUGUGGGACGAAAGCGAGGACGAUGAUCGGAAGAGGAAAAACAAAAGACGGCACUUCCAAGUUUUGAACGAUUGCAAUUGGAGCGACGAUGAGACUCCCUCGACCAUAGAAAAUUUAAAAAGAAAACGGGUCACGAACAUCAAAACCGAACCCACUUUAGAAUUCGUGGAUACUCCGCCUUCAAUGACUCCUUUUGCAGAGGCUUCAUUUAAUGUACCUACUGAGGAUGAAGAUAGAUCGUUUUUCGAAUCGCUAUUGCCAGCGGUUAGAUCAUUCGAUCUGGAUCAAAAAUUAGAGUUCCGAUGUCAAGUUAUUACAGCUAUUAAAAAUAUAAGAACAAGUGCACAACAUCAGUCGAGUAGUUAGUGUUGGGUAUCGGACUACUUAUGCUUGGCAAGAGCCAGUUAGAUAGGCUUACUGAUUAAUACAUUUAAUGUAAUUAUAGUUUUUCUAAUUUAGCUUUAUGUCUCAUUCCAAUAAAGUUAAGAUUCUUAA